Diplodia corticola is the source of this 3270-nucleotide messenger RNA. Its product is annotated as dna ligase 4. Lineage: Eukaryota; Fungi; Ascomycota; Dothideomycetes; Botryosphaeriales; Botryosphaeriaceae. The transcript has 2 exons. The record is from RefSeq and is a predicted model, not a curated record. Gene Ontology annotation, biological process: nucleotide-excision repair, DNA gap filling; DNA biosynthetic process; DNA recombination. Bases 1 to 3270 code for a protein of 1089 amino acids. Gene Ontology annotation, cellular component: DNA ligase IV complex. Gene Ontology annotation, molecular function: ATP binding; DNA ligase (ATP) activity; DNA binding.
AUGGCCGGACGCUUCGUCGCCCAGAGCCAGGAAGCGUUCGAUGAAGAGCAGCGCAUGUAUGGCCAUGGUGCCAUGACCGAGGAAGAGUUGGAUGAGAAAUACCCCAACCGUCCGCACAAUCAUUCCACAACCCUGCCCUUCCAUUCCCUUUUCCUGGACCUCUUCAACCCUCUGAAUGAAAACAAGAAGAAGCCCACCGGCCCCGUUGCCUCUCGCAGGAAACAAGGCCCACAUGGCCAGUCCCACAUGACCCCGAAUGAGAUCCGUCGUAACAUCGUCGACCGCUUUAUUUCAAAAUGGCGCCAGCAAGUAGGCAACGACAUCUACCCCGCCUUCCGCCUCAUCAUCCCGGAGAAGGACCGUGACCGCGCCAUGUACGGCCUGAAGGAAAAGGCCAUUGGCAAACUGCUGGUGCGCAUCCUCCGCAUCGACAAGGACUCGGAGGAUGGCUUCAACCUCCUGAACUGGAGGCUUCCUGGCCAGAAUCCUGGAGCCGCCAUGGCUGGCGACUUUGCUGGCAGAUGCUUCGAUGUUAUUUCUAAGCGGCCCAUACUAACCAAGCCCGGCAAUAUGACCAUCGGCGAGGUCAACGAGCGGCUCGACACGCUCUCUGCUUCUUCCAAAGACGAAGACCAGCUUCCCAUCUUCCAAGAAUUCUACCAGCGCAUGAAUGCCGAGGAGAUGAUGUGGCUCAUCCGUGUCAUUCUCCGCCAGAUGAAGGUUGGCGCAACUGAGAGGACCAUCUUCGAUAUAUGGCACCCCGAUGCCGAGAGCCUCUUCAACGUGUCUUCCAGCCUGCGCAGGGUGUGCUGGGAGCUGCACGACCCUUCGAUCCGCCUUGAUGGAGGAGGCGCUGCCAUCACUCUCAUGCAGUGUUUCCAGCCGCAACUGGCUGCUUUUCAGAUGUACUCGUUGGAGAAGAUGGUGCAGCGCAUGAAGCCAACCGAAGAAGACGACGAGUUCUGGGUUGAGGAGAAGCUCGACGGUGAGCGCAUGCAACUACACAUGGUCGAGGACGAGAGCGUGCCCGGUGGCAAGCGCUUCCGCUUCUGGUCUCGCAAAGCAAAGGAAUACACCUAUCUUUACGGGAAUGGAUUUGAAGAUGACAACAGCGCCCUCACGCGCCACCUCAAGGAUGCCUUCCAUGACGGGGUGCGCAACAUCAUUCUCGAUGGAGAGAUGAUCACCUGGGACAUGGAGCAGGAUGCCACAGUGCCGUUUGGAACCCUCAAGACAGCAGCUCUUUCGGAGCAGAAGAAUCCCUUCUCCACUGGCCGACGUCCGCUUUAUAAAAUAUUCGACUGUCUCUAUCUGAAUGACGAGCCUCUCACGCAAUAUACGCUACGCGACCGUCGAAAGGCGCUCGCUGCCAGCAUCCACUCCAUCCACCGCCGUUUCGAGAUCCACAGUUACUCGUCCGCCCACACUCCAUCCGAGAUUGAGCCCCUUCUGCGCAAGGUCGUGGCUGAGGCUUCGGAAGGUCUAGUCAUCAAGAACCCGCGCUCAUCCUAUCGGCUCAACCAACGCAAUGACGAUUGGAUCAAGGUAAAACCCGAGUACAUGACCGAGUUCGGCGAAGAGCUAGACUGCGUCAUCAUCGGCGGCUACUGGGGGUCCGGGAACCGCGGAGGCAAGCUUUCCAGCUUCAUGUGCGGGCUGCGUGUCGACCAGGCCCAGAUCGAGCAGGGAGCCAACCCGAUGAAGUGCUUUUCCUUCUUCAAGGUCGGCGGUGGCAUGACGGCCAAUGACUACGCCGCUAUACGACACGCCACGGGCGACAAGUGGCAAACGUGGGACGCGGCCCGGCCACCGACUGAGUUCAUUGAGCUGGCAGGCGGCGAGGAGCGGCAAUUCGAAAAACCCGACGUGUGGAUCAAGCCCUGUGAUAGCGUGGUCGUGUCAGUCAAAGCUGCAUCUGUUGGAACGACGGAGCAGUUCCGCAUGGGGCUGACGCUCCGUUUCCCGCGCUUCAAAAAGCUGCGGGAUGACAAGACUUGGAAGGAGGCGCUGUCCAUCCAGGACUUCAUGACGCUGAAAGCGAACGCAGAACGUGAACACGCCGCGAAAGAGUUCAAAAUCGACGAAGCCCGCCGGGUCAAGCGCCAGCGCACCUCGAAGAAGCGGCCCAUGACCAUCGCGGGCGUCGAUGAUGAUGCGGCUUCCACCAGCAACACCACCACCCUAUCCGACCCCAAAGCAGCCGGGCACCCUAGCACCGCAGCCGCCGCCGUCCCGAACGUCUUCGCCGGCCUGACCUUCUACAUCAUGACCGAAUCCGUCUCCCCCAAGAAAUCCAAAGCCGAGCUCGAAGCGCUGGUCAAGGCCCACGGCGGCGCCCUCGUCCACUCCCCCGCGGCGGCCGCCCACGUCCUCUGCAUCGCCGACCGCCGCCUCGUCCCCGUCGCGUCGCUGGUGAAGAAGAACGACCGCAGCGUCAUCCGCCCCGCCUGGCUGCUCGACUGCGUCGCCCAGGCCACGUCGGACGCCGCCACCCGUCCCGGCGGCGCACCCGCAGCCGACGCCCCGUUCCUCCUGCCGUACGAGGGAAACAGACACCUCUUCCACGCCACGGACGAGGACGCGGUCAGGGCGGAGGAGAGCGUGGACGAAUGGGGCGACGCGUUUGCGAGGGAUGUGGGGUCGGUGGAGGAGUUGAAGGCCAUCAUGGACGGGAUGCCGGACCGUGCGGAGGCGGUGGUGAAGGAGGAGGAGGGAGGGAGGGAGCGGAAGCGGCGGAUCAGGGGAGCGCCAGCGGCGGCCUUUGACGUGGACGCCUUCCUCGAGCAAGCGGAAGAUGAGCACCGGGUGCGCUUGUUGGGUGGCGAUGUGGCGGCGGCGCGGGGCUGGCUGUUUCGCGGGUGUAGGGUUUGGUUUGAUGACGGCCACGAGGACGAGGACGAGCACGAUCACGAUCACGAUCAGGACCACGACACCGGCGGCGACGAAGUGGAUGGGAAAGAUGCGAAUGACGAGCAGGCGGCGCGCCGCAUGCGACUGUAUCUCGCGAAGCAGUUGGUCCGGUUCGCGGGCGGCAGCGUGGCGGAGAGUGGUGCCUUGCAAUUGGCUUCGGAUUUUGACGUGACGCACGUUGUUGUAGGAGCCGCGAGUGCCAAUAAUAAGGAUAGGCUGGGAGAGAUACGACGGACGCUUGCGGAUAGGAUGGAGAGCGGCAAUAGUAGUAGGGUUCCGCGCGUGGUGGGGGUGGAGUGGGUGGAGGAGAGCUGGAAGGAGAGGACAUUGGUGGAUGAGGAAAUGUUUGUUGCGAGGUGA